Ramularia collo-cygni is the source of this 1407-nucleotide messenger RNA. RefSeq lists its product as uncharacterized. The record is from RefSeq and is a predicted model, not a curated record. The transcript has a single exon. Bases 1 to 1407 code for a protein of 468 amino acids. Lineage: Eukaryota; Fungi; Ascomycota; Dothideomycetes; Mycosphaerellales; Mycosphaerellaceae.
AUGAAAGAAACAAUCUCCCCCACAUACCUAGUAAUCGGAGCCGGAGCCACAAGCCUAGCAUUCGUCGACGAACUCCUCUCCAACACCUCCCAAACCACCACAAUCGCCCUCAUAGACCGCUACGCAGCCCCAGGCGGACACWGGACCACAGCAUACCCUUUCGUCCGCCUCCACCAACCCUCAUCAUUCUACGGCGUCAAUUCCCGCCGCUUGGGAGAAGAACGCAUCGAACAAAUCGGCUGGAAUCAAGGGUUGAUGGAUCUGGCGACUUGUCAUGAAAUCAAUGAUUACUUCUUUAAAGUCGUCGAUGAUUUUCGGGCUUCGGGACGGGUGAAGUGGUUUCCUAAAUCUGAGUAUAUGGGCAAUGGAGAGUGGAGAGAGAUUCUUACUGAAAAGGAGUGGGCUGUGGGAAAGGAGACGAAGAUUGUGGAUGCGACGUAUGUGGAAGUCAAGGUUCCUUCCAUGGGACCGCCGUCUUAUAAAGUCGAAAAGGGGGUGAAUCUUACCACCCCAAACGAUUUGGUGAAAAUCAAUAGGCCUUAUACCAUUUAUACGGUCGUUGGGGCGGGCAAAACAGGUAUAGAUGCAGCAUUGUGGCUGUUAUCCAUGGGAAUCUCACCUGAAAAGAUCAAUUGGAUUAUGCCGAGGGAUCCAUGGCUGGUGAAUCGCGCAGCCAUUCAACCUGGACCGCAGUCCGCCGAUCGACGUAAGAGAGACGAGCAGAAUUUUGGCGCUGCUGUCAUGACAGCGACCUCUGUGGAUGAUUUCUACAGAAGACUCCAGGCAACGCAAAAUAUCCUGCGCUUUGAUGAGGAAGUUUGGCCGACUAGAUACCACGGCGCUACAAUCUCGCCGAUGGAGCUGGAGCAAAUCCAACGUAUCAAGUGCGUUAUCAGGAUGGGGAGGGUCCUUGAGAUUCGUCCGGAUGAAGUCUUGCUGCAGAAAGGCAGCUACAAACCGGACGCUGACACUCUAUUCAUUGAUUGCGCAGCUGAUGGUCUGAAGAAAGCGGACGCCGUUCCGGUGUUCCAAGGCAACACCAUCAUUCUCCAGGCUGUCAGCAUGUGGCAGUCGGUCUUCAGUGGCGCCUUUAUCGCACAUGUCGAGAAGAUGGGAGGAGAUGAUGAGGCGAAGAAUCACCUUUGCUACCCAAUCCCACAUCCCGAGGAGCUGGCGGGGUUCCCCAAAGCAUUGGCGUCGGGGAUGCGGAGUACCGUUGAAUGGUGGAAAGUGCCGGAAACUGUCGCUUGGUUGGAGAAUUCUCGUCUCAAGGUGGGAGUGGGAAUGGAUCCUUGGCCCAAGGAUCCGGAGAGGAGGCAAGCGGCGCUGCGGGAAAAGUCGGAACAAUUUGCUGGACUGUCUCAGAUGCUGUUCAAGUUGGUAGGAGAGGGUACAGAGGUACAAUAG